UUCAAUUUCAAUACGGUCGUGACUGAGACGAGACGAAUCCCCGACGCAGCCCGUAACAGAGUAAAAAAUAUGGCGACGGGAUGCGACUCCCCGAAGAUUCAAACUUUCGAGAGUGCUCUUUCUGCCGCCGAAUUCGAGUCCGCCGUCGAACUCACCAACUUUCCAGCCGUUUUCAGAAGAUGUGUUAGUAAUUGGGAUGCCUGUUCUAAGUGGAAUCCAUUCAACUGUGGCCUUGAUUAUCUUGAGGAACGUGCAGGUUCUGUUGAAGUGGAGGCUAUGCUUUCGAGGACUGCUCCCAUUUUCAAUGGUGAUAUCAGAAGCCAUGAGAGGGUAUCAUUGCCGUUCUCGGAGUUUAUUAGAUUCUGCAAGCAGCAUAUGAUAUGCAAAGAGAAUGGUUCCUGUGUUAAUGCUAUGUCUGCAGAUUUCACUCCUUUAGCUGAGGACCAUAUACCUGGACAAAUAUACCUAGCACAGUUUCCAAUUGUGAAUGAUGAGAAAGAAGAGAAGGUUCAACUCAAGAUUCUGAGACAAGACUUCCAGACGCCCUCACCUUUAGUGGGAAAGUCACUGUCUUCUAUCAAUUUCUGGAUGAAUUCUUCACAAGCUCGAUCAACUACUCACUAUGAUCCUCAUCAUAACCUUUUGUGCAUAGUCUCAGGGCGUAAAAAAGUUGUCUUGUGGCCCCCUUCCGCCAGUCCCUCACUCUAUCCGAUGCCUAUAUAUGGAGAAGCGUCAAACCAUAGUUCGGUUGGUCUAGAAAAUCCAAAUUUAUCUGACUAUCCAAGAGCUGAGCAUGCCCUGAAGCAGUCACAGGAGGUUACUCUUGACGCUGGUGAUGCAGUAUUCAUUCCUGAAGGCUGGUUCCAUCAGGUGGAUAGUGAUGACCUGACUAUUGCUGUCAAUUUUUGGUGGCAAUCAAACAUUAUGUCUAAUAUGCCUGAACAUAUGGAUUCAUAUUAUCUGCGCCAAAUCACAAGAAGAUUGAUAGACAGAGAAAUGAGCCUGUUAGUUUCGAAGCCUUCAUCAACUGAUGUGAAGCAACUGUCUAAGCAUAUUGACCAUUCUCACGUUGGGAUGGCAGAAGGUGGGAAUGGUAACUCAGAAAAUGAAAGCGCUAAGAAAGGCCUCAGCACAUUGUGUGAAAGAACGUCAUUGGAUGAUCUGGAUCCUUCUGCUUGCCUUGCACUUCAUGAGCUUAUUUCCUUAGUCCAUGACCAUGUUAAUGCUGUUGAAACAAGUAAAGGACGGCAGUACACUUCACCUAGUUGUUCCGACCCAGCUACAGAGGGCAGAAAAAGUAAGAUCCUGGCGAAUGCAUUGCCUUGUUUAGAAGAUGAUCCCAUUGCCCAUAUGCUCUGGGAUCUGGAAGCAUUUAGACUUCGAGAUGUACUCCUUGCAAUGGCACGUUAUUUCCCAAGAACCUUAGAAGCGUUAAUACUUCACAUGCUCUCACCCAUUGCUGCGGAAGUUCUAACACAGAAGUUUGAUGAGAUUGACCAACACACUGGUGAAGAAGACAGGAACCAUUUCUUUCGAGAAUUUUAUGGUGCCUUCGAUGAUCAAGCAGCUGCAAUGGAUAUUAUUUUAAGUAGGAAAGAGGCUUUUGCAUUUCAGGCCUUUAAGAAUGUACUAGACAAGUUUUUGGCGGUCAACAUUGCUUCACCAACAUCGAACAUCUGAGUGGGAACUGUGUGUUGGCAGAUGAGUAUGAUAUGACAAGAAAGGAUGCUGUUGAUAUGGAAAAGGUCGUGUAAUAUUAGUUGGGAAGCUGAUAAAAAUGUUGCUGUUGACCUACACGAAUUUGGUAGCUCUAGUACCGCGGUCUUAGCUGAUUUCAAGUAUGCACAAUCGGUUUCCCUUUUAUCUCGUGCCCCGCACCUUCCGGAUUGAUCGGCUUCAGUCUACGAGACGCUUUUGCUAGCACCUUCACAUACUAAUUGCCUUUCGACAAAAAAAGACAAGCCACAAGUUUUGUUGAGCCUGGUUUCUCUAAAACCACAAAAAGUUAUCUUGCAAACAGUUGAAGCCCAGAAGGUGACCAUCACUCGGAUCCUACUUUUCUCUUACUCUUUUUUCAGAAUCCGUGUCUACAUUGAGUCUAUUUUGUUGAUAUGGAAUUGUAAUACUGAUAUCAUUAUUCUUGAGAGGUAACGCAAGUUUCGACUAGAGUAAACUACUGUCAAGACUAUCCAUUCCUGUAUGAAUCUUAUAACCCUUGUGAAUGAUGCUGCUUUGAACCGAUU
Messenger RNA from Camelina sativa (false flax), 2243 nucleotides. RefSeq names its product lysine-specific demethylase JMJ31. The record is from RefSeq and is a predicted model, not a curated record. NCBI's taxonomy places the organism in Eukaryota, Viridiplantae, Streptophyta, Magnoliopsida, Brassicales, Brassicaceae.